Molecule: messenger RNA, 2064 nt
Organism: Vigna radiata var. radiata (mung bean)
Lineage: Eukaryota; Viridiplantae; Streptophyta; Magnoliopsida; Fabales; Fabaceae
Exons: 5
Coding region: 172-1854 (560 amino acids)
Cellular component (GO): cytoplasm
Molecular function (GO): deoxynucleoside kinase activity
Source: RefSeq, a predicted model, not a curated record
UCCAAUUUGGUUGGGAAUAUUAGAAUAGAAAAAUAGAAGAGUGAGAACAGCAAAGCAGAGCAGAGCAGAAAACAAUACAGAAAGAGGCUAAACCUAAAACCCUUACCUUCCCGCCUUCACUAUGAGGAACACACCGAAACAGCCAUCGAGUGAAGUGAGUGAGUGAGUGAAAUGCAGAAACUGCUAAGCCCUUCUUCUUAUUCUUCAUCUUCGCUUCCCUUCUUCUCCAUUCCCGUUCUCUCCUUUCCACAAGUUUCAAACUUUCUACCGAUGUCAGCCGCGCUGCAGCCUCCAACUGCUCCUGCUUCUUCCCUCUCCGACAAGAAGAAGCCUUUUGGAGCCCUCAUGCCCCAUCUCUCUUCUCGCUAUCCUUCGUUUUCUUCCACUACUUGUUGUGUCUGUAGGCUAAGUCUGACCCCCACCCCUGCCAGGACUAAUACCCAUCUUCUCCUUAACCACUCCCCAAACCGCUCCUUGUUUUCGGCUUCUCAUGGCUCCUUUUUCUUUCACUCUCCUCGCGAUUUUUCUGUGGAGAGCAACCAAGCCAAGGAGAAGAGACCCUUUAGCUUGAGGUUAAAUAGGAGGCAAAAGGGUCCUACUACUUCUUCCUCUCCUUCUCCGUCAAAUCCUGAUUUGUUGGCCAUCCCCGGUGUGGGUCCCAGAAAUUUCAGAAAGCUCGUUCAGAAAGGUAUCGCUGGUGUUGCUCAACUCAAGCAACUCUACAAGGAUAAGUUCUUUGGCAAAUCCAGUGACAAGAUGGUUGAGUAUCUGCAGAGUUCUGUUGGGAUAAUCCACAAGAACCAUGCUGAAAGUAUAACUACUUUCAUCAAAAAGAGUGUCGAUGAGGAGUUGGAGGAGAAUUCCUCUUCGCAGCCUCAGCAGAAGAAGCGCUUAACAUUCUGUGUUGAGGGUAAUAUCAGCGUUGGCAAGACUACCUUCCUUCAGAGAAUUGCAAACGAAACGAUUGAAUUGCGUGACCUUGUUGAGAUUGUUCCUGAACCCAUUAACAAGUGGCAGGAUGUUGGACCUGACCACUUUAAUAUUUUGGAUGCUUUUUAUGCGGAGCCACAAAGGUAUGCCUACACCUUUCAGAACUAUGUAUUUGUUACUAGGGUGAUGCAGGAAAGAGAGUCAUCUGGUGGAAUCAAGCCUCUUCGUCUGAUGGAGAGGAGCGUUUUCAGUGACAGAAUGGUUUUUGUGCGAGCUGUUCAUGAAGCCAAUUGGAUGAAUGAGAUGGAGAUCAGUAUUUAUGACUCGUGGUUUGAUCCUGUCGUGUCUUCCUUGCCUGGACUUAUUCCUGAUGGUUUUAUCUAUCUUAGGGCAAGUCCUGAUACUUGCCAUAAGAGAAUGAUGUUACGGAAGAGGGAAGAAGAAGGUGGAGUCACCCUGGACUAUCUCCGUGACCUCCAUGAAAAGCAUGAAAGCUGGUUAUUUCCCUUCCAAAGUGGUAAUCACGGAGUUUUAGCAGUCAAUAAGCUACCCCAUCAUAUUGACAACUCUUUACACCCUGAUAUAAGAGACCGUGUUUUUUAUCUGGAGGGUGGUCACAUGCAUUCAAGUAUCCAGAAGGUUCCUGCACUGGUUCUGGACUGUGAACCCAAUAUUGAUUUCAGCAAAGAUAUUGAGGCAAAGAGACAAUAUGCUCGCCAAGUUGCAGAGUUUUUUGAAUUUGUGAAGAAAAAGCAAGAGGUUCCAUCCAAGGAAGGUGUUGGAGAUGCGAGAAGUAGCCAAGCCCAAUCACAGGUGCUGCUACCUCAUGAGGGUGGACUGUGGCUACCAGAUGGAAAGCCUUUUCCCCAGGAAGCGCUCAAACCUUUGGACUUCAGACGAACAAUGUCAUUCAUGUCUGGCUAGAGGCUGCUAAUCCUUGUUGACGUGUUCACGUUUUUUCUUUCAUGUAAAGAUUUUGUAACUCCGGACCUUGACUGAUGUAAAAUAGUGGUUGCCUGACGUUUUCCUGACACGCUAGUCUUGUUUGUGAUUAGAAAGAUUCUCUUGUGCCUAUAAGAUAUGAACAAUAUGUCUCGUUAAUUGUCAUCAAGUAUAAGAUAUAACUUUUUCAGA